Homarus americanus (American lobster) is the source of this 10031-nucleotide messenger RNA. Its product is annotated as microtubule-associated protein futsch-like. The transcript has 19 exons. The coding region runs from base 28 to 9597 and encodes 3189 amino acids. Gene Ontology annotation, cellular component: RSF complex. Gene Ontology annotation, biological process: regulation of DNA-templated transcription. NCBI's taxonomy places the organism in Eukaryota, Metazoa, Arthropoda, Malacostraca, Decapoda, Nephropidae. The record is from RefSeq and is a predicted model, not a curated record.
GUGGCGUUUAUUGACGUCAAUGUGAAAAUGGCGUCCAAUGAUGAGGACUUGUGUACAAGUCACGCAGAUUUUGCUGUAAUAUGUUCCUUUAUCGACAAAUUUGGAGAGAAGCUAGGGUUAACUCUUCCCAACAUAGGCGAGCUUCAAAGUUCAUUAGAAGACACAGAUAACGUCAGCCCUCUCGUAUCACAGUCCGUAAGUCAGUUAUUGAGACGUAUUAACAAAUCAGUGAAGUUGGACAGAUGGGAGAGAGGGCUUCAACGUUUUGCACAUAGUUAUUCUCACCAAGAUGGCUGGGAACUUGAACGUUUUGGCUUCAAGAAGGCCAAACUGGAAGUUAAGAUACGUGUUCUUAAGAACUUACUUGAAGCACAGUUUGAUAUGUAUAAGAGUUUCAAAGACAAAGUGAACCUGUUGGGUGCAAAUGAGCUGCGUCUACAGCCAUGUGGACGUGACAAAAAGGGUGUGUCAUACUGGUUUCAGUUGGACGAGUGUGCUAAUCUACGUGUGUACUGUGAUGACCAGGAUGAGGAAACCUGGACACUUGUUGCUAGCACAAGAGAAGAACUGGUGGCCCUGAUAGCCGAACUUGAUUCUGAGUCACCACCUGGGGCCAGCCGAGAAAUGUCAGUAGAUGGGAGCCACAGUGGCACUGCUACACCCAUGGGGCUGAGUGAAGCUCCAACACCAGUGGACAGUAAAGCACCAACGCCGAUUGCCAGUGGGCGAACUUCCCCUGUUUUAGACACUGGCCAAGACAAUGAGAGAAAAGAUAAACCAGAAGAAAGUAAAGAAGUUGCAACUAAGGUGGAGGUAAAUAAGAUUAAAGAAAAGUUAGAAGGGAGGAGUGAUGUACAAAAGGUGAAGGAAGAGGACAAUGAAAGGUUGGAUGUUGGUGAAAAGGUUAAAGAAAAGCUGGAAAGAGAAGAUGGCAAAGGAAUGGAUGGCAACUUAGAGAAACAGAAGUCUGGAGUUUGUGAACCAACAAAGGAAACUGUGAAAGAAGAAAGAAUAGAAAAUGUAAAUGUAGAAACAAAGGCACUGGAAAAGGUAGAGAAGUGUGUACAGAAAUCUGACAGUACACAGGACAAAUUAGACACCAAAACUAAAACAGGCAAAAACACGGAAAAACAGGAAGGUACCGAAGAAAAAAUGGAAAAUUUGAGUGGAAAGGGAGGAGGGAAUGAAAUGGUAAAGGGAAGGAUAGAUGAAAAGGAAAAGACUAGUGUAAAGAUAGAGGAGAAGGAGAAAGUCUGUGACAAGGUCAAAGAAAAAACAAAGCUAUCUGGAGUAUACGAAGGAAAAGAUAUUGCCAAGAGAAAGAUUGAAGAAAAAGAAAGCAGUGAAAAAGUGGAAGAAAAUCAACAAACCAGUAGAAAUGUUGAAGAAAAGGAAAAGGCUUCAGCAAAGGUUGAUGUCAAGCAUGAGGUUGCUGGAAAGUCAGAUGGAAAGAGUGGUAAUGAGAAGACUUUACUUCAAGUUAAGGAAAAGGAAAGUAUACCAGGGAAAACAAAGGAAAGGGAAAAGGCUCCAAUUAAAGUGGAGGAAAAGGAAAAAGCUUCAGUUAAAGUGGAGGAAAAAGAAAAGACUUCAGUAAGAGCAGAUGACAAACAAAAGACCCCAGCUAAAUUGGAGGACAAAGAAAAGACUUCAGUAAGAGCGGAGGACAAAGAAAAGACCUCUGUAAAAGUGGAAGACAAAGAAAAGACUGCAGUAAAAGUGGAGGACAAACAAAAAGCCCCUGUUAAAUUGGAGGACAAAGAAAAGACCUCUGUAAAAGUGGAGGACAAAGAAAGGACUGCAGUAAGAGUGGAGGACAAACAAAAGGCUCCUGCAAAAUUGGAGGACAAACAAAAGACCUCUGUAAAAGUGGAGGACAAAGAAAGGACUGCAGUAAGAGUGGAGGACAAACAAAAGGCUCCUGCAAAAGUUGAGGACAAAGAAAAAACCCAUAUAAAAUUGGAGGACAAAGAAAAAACUGCAGUAAGAGUGGAGGUCAAACAAAAGACUCCUGCAAAAUUGGAGGACAAAGAAAAGACCUCUGUAAAAGUGGAGGACAAAGAGAAGCCUGCAGUAAGAGUAGAGGACAAACAAAAGACUCCUGCAAAAGUGGAGGACAAACAAAAGACUCCUGUAAAAGUGGAAGGAGGAGAUAAGCCCUCUGAUAAAGUGGAGGACAGAGGGAAGACUUUAGCAUCGACUGAGGAGAAACAGAAGACUUUCACUAAGGUGGAGGAAAAGGUUAAAAGUGAAGUUAAACUGGAAGAAAGUCAGAAAAAUGAACCCAAACAUGAUGAAAAAGAUACAACUAAAACUAAAGUCGAGGACAGAGACAAAGGUAGUGGCAGUGUGGAGGAAAGGAAAAAAAUUGAUGUGAAAGUGGAUGAAAAAGAAAAGGCUGGGAAAAUGGAAGAAAAAGACAAGGCAUCUAGCUUACUGCAAGGAAAGGAAAGGACAUUGGAUAAAGUGGGUGGUAGUGGAAGUGCAAGGGAAACGGGAAAUGAGAAAGAUAAGCGUCCAGGGUUUGAGGCACAAAGGCCGCCCAGAAAGAUUCUAUGGGAAUUUUCUAAAGAACCUGUAAGUAAUGUCGAGAAAACAGAAGCUACAAGAAAAAUUUCAGAAUCUGGAAGGUCUGAUCAGAGCAGCGAAAGAAAGCGAGAAUUGUUGGCAAUGGAUGUUCAGCCAGAUGACACCACCAAAGCAAUCUGUGAAGACAUUGCUGCAAAGAGAGAGAGAGUAGCGAAGGAGAGAAUGAGUAUACAAGAAGGACAGGAUGUUAAAGAUAGGCUAAAGUUGGGUAGUUUUGAGAAAGUAGAAGUAAAAAAGAAAGAGAGUGUUUGGGAUAAGCUAAACAAGUUGAAGGAGAAAGGAGAAGCCAAUGCCCUUGAAAGAGAAUCCUCCAGCAAGGAUAAAGAAAAAAGAAUUGGUGAAACAGAGAAGAAAGAUUCUGAAAUGUAUAAAAAAGAAAGUAACAGCAAACAAAGCUCUAAUGAUCCUCAUCAGAUUACCAGCACAAAGUCAGGACAUGAAGUAGCAAAGUUAGGAAUAGAACAAGGUAAAGCAGUGAGUACAGAAGAUAAAGAAAAAAACACACAGAAAGAUCCACUUGAUAGAAAACCUUUUAAACAAGAUGAAAAGGUACCGGUAGUACAGGCUGCUGCAACAACAGAACCAGAAAGACCAGCAUUUAAGGUUAGUGAUUCUACACAUAGAGGACAGGAAGAGAAAAUAAAGGAAAAGUCAGAAUUAUCAAAACCUGUUGUCUUGCCCACAGGUGCAGAAAGGGAUUCAUCAGGAGAUGGAUCUAAGACACAAAGAGUUAGUUCACCAAGUUCUUCUGUUUCUGACAAGUCAGCAGCUGGUCCUGUUACAAAAUCUCUAUCAACUCCUUAUAGCAAACUACCCCUCAGUAGUCCAGUGCCAUCCAUAAAAGAUAGUGAUACUUCAGAGCCUCCUCAAAAGAAAUUAAAAGUUACAGAUAUUAAAUCACCUGAAUCUCACAAAGAAUCCCUGAAAGUGGAACAUAAAUUUUCAUCAGAUGUGCGGCAUCCACAGCAGGAACUUACGGGAAUUAAAAAAGAUGCUGAAACAAGUUCUACUGCCCAGGUGAAAGUAGGAAAGGAAACUGGUGGAUAUAUGAAAAAAGAUGAUAAUCUCAAAAUCACAGACUCUUCAAAAACUGACCAGAGUUCUUCAGGCACUGGUAAGGAGAAAAUGAAAAUAGAAACCAUUGCACAGGUGGGAGUCAAAGAAGAGAAAAUGCCCAGUACUGGAACUACAUCUGGCAAGAAGGAAGAAGAUAAAAAUCAGACUUUGCCAGUGAGCGACCCCCAAAAAUUGAAUGAGAAACCGGGUGAUAAGAGUGGGGAAUCUACAGGUUUGGUGAAGAUUACCACUGUUAAGGAUACCAGUGCUAAAGGAGCUGCUUCUGUAGAGACAAAAAUGGAAGUACAACAUGGUGCUAUGGAUGUGAGCAAGCAAACAAAACCUGCAGAUAAACCACCUGUUAGGGAAAAGAUGGUAUUAGCAGAAGGUGAAAAAAUGGACAUUGGAUUGAAUACACAUAAAGAUCUUGGUCCUUCAAAGACAUCCAUGAAAGAGGAAGUAAAGGAACCAUCAACAGACACGUCAAAAAGGAAACUUGAGAUGGGUAACUUACCAGAGAGCAAGGUACCACGAAUUUCUGAGCCAGCAUCACAAACUUCAGUGAAAAGCUCUGUUACUCAAGACAGGGAAAUGAAACAUCCUCUAAGCCAAGCAACAAAAGACUCGCAGAUGAAGAAUGUGUCAAAAGUACCAGUAGAUAAAAUGGAAAUUGACAAGGUAUCUGACAGAGAGAGCCCCAAAUCAAUUAGAUUAAGACAAGAGGAAGGGGAAGGUAGUUCAAAACCAACGAAGACAACACAGGAAGUAGGGGGAGAUAGUUCAAAAUUAGCCAAGUCAAAACCGGAAAUUGGGGGAGAUGGCUCAAAAUCUGUCAAUGUGACAAAGGAAUUAGAAGGAAAUAAGUUGCCCUCAACCAAGACUGGACAGGAAGUAGAAGGAAAUAAGUCACAAUCAACCAAGACUGGACAGGAAGUAGAAGGAAAUAAGUCACAAUCAACCAAGAUUGGACAGGAAGUAGAGGGAAAUAAGUCACAAUCAACCAAGACUGGACAGGAAGUAGAGGGAAAUAAGUCACAAUCAACCAAGACUGGACAGGAAGUAGAGGGAAAUAAGCCACAAUCAACCAAGACUGGACAGGAAGUAGAGGGAAAUAAGUCACAAUCAACCAAGACUGGACAAGAAGUAGAGGGAAGUACGUCACAAUCAACCAAGACUGGACAGGAAGUAGAGGGAAAGAAGUCACAAUCAAUUAAGACUGGACAGGAAGUGGGGGAGGCCAUUGAAGAACCAUUGAUGUUGAUAAAGGGUGAUGGUGAGGGUGCAUCCUGUCAGGCAGGAAAUCCCCUGUAUGAUAGAGACAAUAAUGAAUCCAUAUUUGACACUCGAAAACCUUGGUGGGAAUGUUUUCAUGAAAGUGACAAUACAAGAAAACAUCAAGUCGAGGAGGCUGUGGAGGAAGAUGUGAUGUACUUCUGGGGGGAGGGUAAUGGUGUUGACUGUGACGCUGGUAAUAACGGUGAUGAAACGGAAAAAAGUGCCGAAACUAAACAGGCAGAAGGUGGUGGAAGUGGUACUGACAAACAAGGAAAUGCGGCGCCAAGUGAUCGUAAGCCACAAAAAGAAGUGGAGGGUUUAAGAACUGAGGGUGAUUUCAAAGAAGUUGAUGGGGUUUCAGAGAGUGAUGAAGCUAAAGUGAAUGGUUUAAGAACUAUAGAAUCUGUUGAAAAGACAGAUAAAUCGUUAUCGCGGCAAAAGCCGGAAAGUCUAUCAGAUAAUAAGCACUCGAGUGUUAAUGGAAAGAAGGUUAACGAGGAGAACAAUGUUUGCAAUGAUAAGGAUGAUAGCAAAUCUCCUCAAGGCAAUGAAAAAGAUGGUAAAAUUGAGGAUAAAAAUAAUAAACAGAGUGAGACUCAUGAGAAAGGAAAUGAGGAACAGUCAAUUAAUAACACUGAAUUUAAAGAAAGGGAGGAAAAUGUUGAUGUUGCCAGUGGUGAUAAACCAUCACCUGAUAAAGGAAAAGUAAAAGAACUCAGAAAAGAAAAAGAUAAUUCUAGUAAAGUGAAUACUAAAAGCAGAACUGGGAGGCAUAGAAAGGGACAAGAAAAUGAUGGAAGUGAUGAUGAUAAAGAGGAAAGGCAUGAGGAAAGUAGUAAAGAGGAGGAAGAUGAAGGUGAUGAAGAAGAUGAUGAAGAAGAUGAUGAUGAAGAAUCUGCAUCAACAAGAAGAGGGCGAAGGCGAUCUUUGGGUCAGGAGAGGGGUAGUGGCAGGGGAAGAGGCCGACCACAUAAGAGGCAGCAGCCUCAAGGCAGUGAUGGAGAGGAUGAGAAUGAAGUAGAACAUGAUGAAGAUAUUGAAGAAGAAGAGGAAGAAGAAGAGGAGGAGGAGGAUGGAUUGGAUGGUGAUGAAGAUAAAAAUAAAACCCCCGUUCCUGGAAAGAAGCGAAGGCAGCGUGGCAAAGGGAGUACUGCAAGACCUCUACCAGAUGUCCCUAGACAGAGGUCUGUCCGCAUUGCAAAAAUCCGGGAGAAGGAGGAACAAGAGCGGAGGCACCUUGAAGCAAUGAGAUUAAAACAACUUGCUGAAGAGAAUCGUCUUCGAGAGCUCAAGAAGAAAGCCAGAGAGGAAAGAAGGUCACAAAGAGAAAUGAAGAAAGGAAGAAGAGAAAAGAAAGAAAAGAAGGAGAGGGAGAGAAGAAAGAGGAAAAAGAAGAAGCGUGGGAAGAGAAGGAAAACAAAUCCCAGUGAUCCAUGGGCUCAUUCAUCUACAUCAUCCAGUUCCAGUUCUGAGGAGGAGGAGGAAGAGGAUAUGGAUGAUGAAGAGGAAGAAAAUUUGAUUUUUAAGAGUGAUCAUGAAUUUUCUCCUGAGUCCGACAUAGAGGAAGCUGAUGCUCAGCCAAUAAAGAGAGCACGAACAGCUAAGAAAGUUACUACAGAAAGUGAAGAAGAGGAUGAAGAUGAUGAGGAAGAGGAGGAGGAAGAGGAUCAAACACAGUGUACGAAGUGUGGCCAUGAUGAUCACCCCGAAACUAUUUUAUUGUGUGAUAAUUGUGACGCUGGCUGGCAUCUCUCCUGUCUGCGGCCGCCUCUUCUUAGUGUUCCUGAGGGAGACUGGGUGUGCCCAACCUGUGAACAUGUACAACUUGUAAAUAAAUUACAAGCUCUUUUACAUGAGUUUGAUGAGUGUCAGAAGAGAGCACAUAAUGAAGAACUAAGAAGGCAAAGAAUUGCAUAUGUCAAUGUGUCUCUCUCUAAUGUUCUACCAGACGGGAAAAAGAAAAAGAAGAAGAAGCACAGAGGUGGUGAGGAAGAUGAAGAUGACGAUGAUGAUGAUGAUGAGUCAGGGUCUGAUUCUGAUUCAGAAGAUUCCGACAGUGAGACUGAUGACAGCAGUGGAUCAUCAAGUCAGUCCUCUUCAGACUCCACAGCACCACUGUACACUUUAAGAGCGCGCAGUUCACGCACUCUCAAAGAACAAGUGGAAGACUUUGAUGAGAUGAUCAAUGAGGCCAUACGAGAUGAAAUGGAAGCUGCUGCCGGCGCUGGAAAUGCUGGAAGAGGGAAAGAUAUAGAAAAUAUUAUUCAGGCAAAUGAUGAAGAAAUGGGGGAAGAAAAAGAACCUAAAUAUGAAGCACAGGAUGAAGGAGGAGUAGAGGAGGAGGAAGGGGAGAAAGAUGAGAAUGCAUUGAACGAAAAAAAAAUAGAAGAUAACAAAAAGGAAGAUGAUGGAGAAGGAAAGAGAGAGAGAGAAGGCGAUGAUGACGAUGAUGAAGACGUUGCUCCCAAAAGAAAGAAACCAAAGCCGGCGGAGAAGGGAUCAAAGGAAAGUGGUGACGAUGAUGACUACAAAGAAAGUGAAGGGCAAAAUGAAGACGAGUCAGAAUCAGAAGAUGACAUUAAAAGCUCAAGGAAGCGGGAACGAAAGGUUGUGAAUAUUACUAUUAAAAAGAGGAGACGACUCACAGACCUUGAUGCUGAGGACGAUGAUGAUGCCAGUGAUGAGGACUUUAUGAACACAAGUGAGGAGGAGGAAGAGGAAUCUGAGGAGUCUGCAGAGUCUUCAUCAUCUAUUGACACUGAAAUGGACAGCGAUGACUCAGAUGUUGUAGGAGGGAAACGACGCAGAGGCGGUAGAUGGGAUACCCUCCCACUCCGCCGGUCAGCUCGUAACAGAAGGGCUGAUGACGAAGACAGUGACAUAGAUGAGAGAUAUCUUAAAAAACAAAUGAAAAAGAAGAAGAAGAGACGAAGACAAAGUUCAAGUGAAGAGGAAGAGGAAGAAAUAAGUUCAGAUAGUGAAAGGAGUUAUAAGAGGAAGAAGAAAGUGACCCGAAAAAAGAAACCACCAGCAAGAUCCAAAGGAAAAAAGGGCAGCAAGGGUAAAGGUGGAAAGAAACAAGGAAAGUCAAAACCCAAACCCCAAAAAGAAACAGGAGAGGAUGGAGAAGAGGAGAAGAAACCUUCAAAACCUAGAAUCAAGUACUCAAAACCUCCAAAACCUAAAACAGAAGAUCGCGAUGAGGAGGAAGUCACUCAACGUAGAGUUACCAGAGGCAGACAAGUUAACUAUUACGAUGCUCUUCUUAUGUCAGAUGAAACAGAAGAAGAAGAGCCUGCAAAGAAAUGGAGAGGGAAGGUGAUGAAGGGUGAGCGCGUCCCAACAGAAAGCAGCGAGUACGAAGCAUCAGACGACGAGAGAAUGAAGCGUCGAGGAGUCAGUGGUGGUCUUGGGAGAGGCAAGGUCAUGAAAGGUGAAGAGGAAGAUGAGGAAAAUAAAUCUGCAAAGGCAAAGAAAAAACGGGGACGACCAAAGAAAGGUGAUGAACUUAUUGGCAAACCUUCUCCACCUAUGUCUAUCAAACUCACAGAGUCCACACCAUUAUCAUCAGCACCAUCUGUGCCAUCUGAAUCAGCUAUACCUGUACCUGUUACAACAGCUGCUGUAGCUGCUUCUGUUACACCAGUUGUAACUGCUGUUCCUGUUACACCAGUGGUGACAGUUGCAUCCAUUGCACCUACAGUACCUAUUGCACCUGCUGUUGUUUCACCUGUACAUAAAACUCCAGAGCCUGCUGUUGGUACACCACCUUCUACACCAGCACCUGUUACUACAAGCAAAGGGUUACCAGUUAAUAUUGGAGCCACAGCAAACAUAGGAAGUAAUAGCCCAGUACAUCAGCCUUUGGGCAAAUGGUCUCCACACUUAUCAGGAGUGAGUGGAGCCCCAGGCACACCUCCAAGACCAGGUGUAGGUACUGGACCUACACCAGGUGCAGGCACACCACCACGCCCACCACUUUCUUGUCCACCUGUAACGCCAUCACCACCACCACCUUAUCGUUCCUCACCAUUACCUAUAACACCAGGUGGCCCACCAUGUAGUACAGCACCUAGUAAUAUGCCACCUGUAGGACCCCCAACCACCUCUUCAACUCAUUCACCUGGUUUUCCACCAUAUAGACCUGCACCAGAACUUUUUGCAGCUCAUCCAGCUUUCCCUGGAUAUGGACCUACAGGUAGACAUUCUCCCAGUCCUCAUGGAGUUCCUCCUAGACACUCAGCCCACAUGCCACCAGGACACUCGCUUCCUCGCAUGCCAACCAACUAUGGCCCACCACCACUUACUAGUGGACCUGGACAAGGGCCAUAUUCCUCAAGAGGAAUUCCAUCACAUCCAGGAGUAUUACGAGGUCCUCCACAUGACUUAUACAGGCCAACCCCUGGUGGUCUUACAGGUCAUGGAUCUCCCAGUCAUCCUGGUCACCCCCAUCUUGUUAUGAAAGCUGGCUAUCCUGGAUUAGAACCCCUACCUUAUGCUGGUUCACCUGGUCCAAGCCCUCUAGGUUUACAUCAAGGAUCCCAAGGAUCGCCAGCACACCAAUCACCUAAUGAAGACAGUAAAGAGGACACUCAUCCUUCUGGUAAGGGCCCUGGAGAAUUCAGUAGUGGCUUAAUGUCCUACUUCUCUAGCCAACGUGAUGAUGAUAUUGAGUAAUGGUGUCUAAAUUAUGGCUUGAAGCAGCAACUCUUUUUGUGGCAGUUUCAUGAAGGACUUGUAUUUACUCCCUAAUAUUUUUGUAUUCUCAUUUUAUAAGGUCUCAAGCAAUGGCGCAUGUUACAUGUUGACAAUUCUCAUACAUAAUGGGUGUAAACAUCAUUGAACAAAUUUUCCUGGGAGGUCUCUUCCUAAUCAGGAUUAAUGAAUUUAUUUUAUGGGUUGAAGCACAAAUUGGGUUUCUUGCUGUUAAGGUUUUGAGACCAGUCAUUUUACCUGAGAUAAAUUAUUAGAACUGCAGAGAUAUUUUAGAUAUGAUUUUUUGUGUCUCGUAUGUGUUGUAGUGCUGUAUAUAGAAGCUUUUUGUAUUUCCUUAAAAGGAUUCUGUAAAAUAAUGUGCAAAGUUACAAAGCUAUAAUAAAACUAGAAGAAAU